This is a messenger RNA of Cucumis melo (muskmelon), 3088 nucleotides long. RefSeq names its product receptor-like protein kinase FERONIA. Gene Ontology annotation, biological process: protein phosphorylation. Gene Ontology annotation, molecular function: ATP binding; protein kinase activity. Bases 185 to 2911 code for a protein of 908 amino acids. The record is from RefSeq and is a predicted model, not a curated record. NCBI's taxonomy places the organism in Eukaryota, Viridiplantae, Streptophyta, Magnoliopsida, Cucurbitales, Cucurbitaceae. The transcript has a single exon.
AAUUAUGAGAGUGAUUUUUACACCUUCUUUCUCCAUCUUCUUCCCCCACCUCCUUAACUCACAUUUAUGAUUCAACAGUUGAGCUACAUUGACUUCUCUUCCUACUUCUAUCCUUCUUUCAUUUCUCAUAUGAUAAUAAAAUCUUCUUUCUUCGACAACACACUAAUAAUCUCUAUCUCCUCCAAUGGCCGUCUCUAUAACUAACCAAGUUUCUCCUACUACAACCCUCCUUUUCUUCCUCUUUCUCUUCCUCCUUGGUGUUGGUGAUUCCUCGUCGUUUUACCAACCCAUCGACAAUAUACCCCUUGUUUGUGGUUCCCAUGGCAACUUAUCCAACUCUUAUUUGGAUGGCCGCAUCUGGGUUGGAGACAUCGACUCCAAAUUCUUCCCUUCCGAUCACCAACAAAACGGCGCAUCCAUGACUUCAAAGGCAGAUGCACAGUCCACUUCAGUCACCACAGUCCCUUACAUGACAGCUCGACUCUCUCGCUCCCAAUUCACCUACUCUUUCCCCGUAAGUCCCGGUCAUAAAUUCAUUCGACUUUAUUUCUACUCUGCUAAUUACCAACAGUUCGAUCGCUCUAAAGCUGUAUUCUCUGUUAGAGCUGGUCGCUUCACCCUCCUUCGUGAUUUCAAUACUUCUGUCAAUGCUGAUGCUUCUAAUAACAAUGAAAUUUUUCGAGAAUUUUGUGUGUAUGUAGAGGAACAUGAUCAGAAAUUAAACCUUACAUUUACUCCCACAAAUCAAGAUUCGUAUGCUUUUAUUAGCGGGAUCGAGAUUGUAUCCAUGCCCUCUAAUCUUUAUUAUACACCAUUGGACUUGAACGACGAAGGUGGUCGGGGAUUAAAGCAAGUUGGCCAAAGUAAGUUCUUCCCCAUUGAAAACUACACAUCUCUUGAGAUGGUAUACCGAAUUAAUAUAGGUGGAAGAUUCAUCUCCCCUAUCGAGGACACUGGAAUGUUCCGAACUUGGUUCAAUGAAGAGAGGAAUUUUUUGAUACCGUUUCCGUCAAAAUAUGAUGCUCAACCUGCUGACUUCAGUAUCCGCCUUAAUUACAGUAGUAAAGUUCCAGCAUACACUGCACCAGAAGAUGUGUAUCGAACUGCUCGAACAAUGGGACCCGAUAAUACAGAGAAUAAGAGAUAUAACCUGACAUGGGAGUACCCGGUAGAUCCUGGAUUCUUUUACAUGAUUCGUCUUCAUUUUUGUGAGUUUCAAAAAGAAAUCAAUUCUACAGAAGAUAGAGUGUUCUUGAUUUAUAUAAGAGACACGAUAGUUGAGGGAUCUGCUGAUGUGUUUUAUUGGGCCGAAGGAAAGGGGAUUCCAUAUCGUAGAGAUUACGUUGUACUAGUGUCGAAAACUGACAAAAAGAAGGUGAAUCUCUCUGUUACCCUCCAAGCAAAUCCAGAUGACUCUAAGACUAGGUACACUAACGUGAUCUUAAAUGGAAUUGAAAUCUUCAAAUUAAAUGAUACAGAUGGAAACCUUGGUGGCAAAAAUCCAGAUCCACUUCCCACUACCCAAACCCAAUCUUUUCCACCACCAAAAGAUCAUUCAGAAAGAAGUAAAAUGGCAGCAAUUAUAAUACCUAUCGUGGUUGGAGGUGUGGUUGCAAUGAUAUUGGCUAUGGGUUUGUUUGUUAUUCGGCAACGUAAGACAUUUAUGGAUCAGAGCUCUAGCGAUGGAACUUCGUGGUGGGCUCUUUACUCCAUAUCCACAAACAAAUCUAGUAAGUCUCGCAAUUCAAAUCUCCCCUCUGAUCUAUGUCGUUACUUCUCAUUGGCGGAGAUUAAAGCUGCUACCAAAAAUUUCGACGACAUUUUCAUCAUUGGCGUCGGUGGAUUUGGUAACGUAUACAAAGGUUAUGUCGACGAUGGAACCACCCAAGUGGCAAUUAAACGGUUGAAACCAGGUUCCAAACAAGGAGCACACGAGUUCAAGACAGAGAUCGAGAUGCUCUCACAACUUCGUCAUCUCCAUCUCGUUUCCCUAAUUGGAUAUUGCAAUGAUGGAAAUGAAAUGAUUCUAGUGUAUGAUUACAUGUCCCAUGGAACCCUUCGUAAUCACCUUUAUGGUGAUGAUGAACAACCUCUCACAUGGAAGCAACGCCUCCAGAUCUGCAUUGGAGCUGCAAAAGGUUUACACUACCUUCACACAGGAGCCAAACACACCAUCAUCCACCGUGAUGUCAAAACCACUAAUAUUUUACUGGACGAAAAAUGGGUGGCAAAGGUUUCUGAUUUCGGCUUGUCAAAAGUUGGGCCAACAGACAUGUCCAAAGCGCACAUCAGUACAGUAGUCAAAGGUAGCUUCGGCUACCUAGACCCAGAGUACUACCGUCGACAACAAUUGACUGAAAAGUCCGACGUAUAUUCAUUUGGAGUAGUUCUGUGCGAAGUAUUGUGCGCUCGUCCACCAUUGAUGCGGCUCACAGACAAGAAGCAAGUAUACUUGGCAGAGUGGGUCCGACGAUGCAACCGUGACAACGCGAUUGCUCAAGUCAUCGACCCAAACAUCAAGAACGAGAUAUCGCCAGAGUGUUUGAGGAAAUUCAUCGAGAUUGCAGUGAGGUGCAUCCAAGACGACGGAAUAAAUCGACCGUCGAUGAACGACGUGGUAUGGGGAUUGGAGUUUGCAGCGCAAUUACAGGAGGCGUCAAAGAAGAAAGAAGUUGAAGGUGAUAUGGAAAACAGCGGCGGUGACAAUUACAGCGAGAAGAGGGAGGGUCGGGAAGAAGAGUGGUUGAUGGAGGAGACGUCAUUCAGUAGUAGCAAUGAUCGGAAUCAUGGGUUGGAAUCAGGCAUGAGUAGUGAUGUGACGACAAGCAAUAGUGACAAUUCAAGUUAUGUGUAUAAUAAAGGAAUGUCAGGUACUGUUUUCUCUGAGAUUAAGGAUCCUACUGGGAGAUGAAGCUGUUAUUUAUUUAUUUAAGGUGGAAGAAGAUUACGAGAAGAAAGGUUGUUAUUUGUAAAAUAUUUGUUCUUAUUCUAAAUGAUUUAAGAUAAUUUUGAGUUCUCAAAUUUGUACCUCAACUAGCUUAAAAGUUUCUACUAAUUAUUAAUUUUAUGAAUAUAUAUAGUUUGUUUC